AUGGAGCUGUAGAGACACGCUCAGAUGCCCGUGGGAACACCAGUAGAGGAGGAGUGCCGCCGCGGAGAAGAGCUCUGCAAUGAACAAGACCAAAAGGAAACCCAACGUGGAGAGCUCUGGUGUGCUAAAGAGCAGGAAGCUGGUCCAGCGGAGGAGGAAUACAUGUCCCAGUCCUCAGGACAUCAGCCGGGCCCUGCAGAGCCCCAGCUCUGCUCCCAGUGCCAGUGCUGCCAGUCUGGAUGAGCUCAUACAUCGCUGCCUAAACUGCUUUGAUUUAGAGGGAAAGCAUUCCAGCCCCAGAGGGUCCCAGCUGGUCCACAUGACCCUGAUGAUGCACAAUUGGGUCGUGCCAUCUCAGACGUUCGCCCAGAAACUUCUCACUCUCUAUAAGGAUUGUCCCUCGGAUAGGAGAGGACUGAGGCGGGCACAGAUCUGCCAUCUUGUCAGGCAGUGGAUCAGCCAGUUCCCAGCAGUAUUUGAGGCAGACCCCCUUCUCGAGCAGACUAUGGGGGACCUGUGGGCACUGGUCCGGUCAGACAGAGAGGAGACGCACUCGCAGCUCAUCGACACCUCCUGUCUAAACCCUCAUGCAAACAUAUCCCAGGCACCCUCACCUUCUGUGAAGAAGAGGAAGGUGUCUUUGAUCUUCGACCACAUGGAGCCAGAUGAGAUGGCUGAACAUCUCAGCUACCUGGAGUUCAAGAACUUCUGUACUGUUUCAUUCCUGGACUACCGCAUCUACGUGGUACGAGGCUCAGUGAGAGACAACCCUGCUCUGGAGCGCUCGGUCAUGAUGUGUAAUGGAGUCUCCCAGUGGGUCCAGCUGAUGAUCCUCAGCAGACACACAGCCCAGCAGAGAGCGCAGGUCUUCACCAAGUUCAUUCAUGUGGCUCAGAAACUUCGAGCUCUGCAAAACUUUAACACUCUAAUGGCGGUAACUGGAGGCCUCUGUCACAGCUCAAUCUCCCGCCUAAAAGACACAGCAAACCUGCUGACACCUGACAUCACUAAGGCCCUGAGCGAGAUGACAGAGCUUCUCUCCUCGAGGAGCAACUACAGCAACUACCGGCGGGUUUACAACGAGUGCAGCGGCUUCAAAGUGCCCAUCCUGGGUGUGCACCUGAAAGAUCUGAUCUCGCUGAAUGAGGCCCUGCCAGACUACUUAGACGAGGACAAGAUCAACCUGGGCAAGCUUCAGCACCUGUACAGCAACAUCAACGACCUGCUGGCCAUUCACAGCUCCACACCACCGUUCGAGGCCAACAAAGACCUUCUGCACCUGCUCACGCUCUCUCUAGAUCUAUACUACACUGAGGAUGAGAUAUAUGAACUUUCAUACACCAAGGAACCCAAAAACCCCAAGAUCCAGCCUGUAGCUCCAGUUAAGUCACCCGUAGUGGCUGAGUGGGGUUCGGGGGUCACACCUCGGCUCGACCCCGACACCAUAUCCAAACACGUCAAACAGAUGGUGGAUUCCAUAAUGAAAAACUACGACCAGAACCAGGACGGCUACAUUUCACUGGAAGACUUUGAGAAAAUAGCAGCCAACUUCCCCUUUUCCUUCUGCACUCACGAAACUGACAGGCAGGGACAAAUCAGCCGUGAAGAAAUCACCUCUUACUUCAUGAGGGGAAUGUCUAUAUGUGCUAAGCUGGGCUAUAACUUCAAUGACGCGCAUAACUUCCAUGAAACCACCUAUAAACGGCCCACUUUCUGUGACACUUGUGGAGGCUUUCUAUGGGGAGUCAUCAAACAAGGCUACCACUGUAAAGACUGUGGCAUGAACUGUCACAGGCACUGUAGGGAUCUAGUAGGAAUGGAGUGCUUGAAGAAACAUAAAAACACAACCGGGUCCUGCCCGUGCACCCCUGCGCCUGAGUCAAGAAGCAAGAACAGUUGGAGUUCAGAGGAUGAGACCUUUGUUUUCCCCCAAAGUAACGAGUCAGAACACAACAAGGGCACUUCCAUUUGGAAAAAUUACACCGAUGAUUCAACGCUGUCACACCGCUCCACUCAGACAGAUCCUGGAAUAUGGACACCUGAGAAAAAGGACAGGAGGGGAUACAUCCACAACUCUCUUGUACACGCAUCCCCAGAAAGAAGGGUCAACACGCUGCCACACAGAGCUCGAGGCUGCUCCAUGCCUGUGCCUGUUUCCUUCCUGCAGGAGAAGAUGGAGGAGCUGCAUCUCUACAAAGACAAGAGCAGAGAGCCAGACUGACCCCAAUAUCACGUUUAAAAGCCCCCCCCCCUCUUCCCCCUUCAACCCCCCAUCAACAAUGGACAAAAUAUCCAGAUGUCACCAUGUUUCUGACCAAGACGUGUCAGACUGGUGUUGAACUGAUGAAGUCUUCUGGACGUUCUCUUUUUGAACGCCAGCAAAGAUUUAACGAACUCCUUCGUGUUUCAAGUAUGGUCUUGUCACGUUUUAUGAUUUUAUUUUUUUGUCAGCCUUAUUAGUCGGACGUGUUAUUUAGGCUUCAAACAAUGGAUUUCCUACCAUAAUUUAUGAACACCUCAUUUGUCUCUAGAGCAAGUGCCUUUGGUUCUCUGGUGCUAAGAUUCUUCACAACCUCAAAACCGUGUGGUUUAUUUUGUCAACGAUCUACAGAAGAUGUAGGGAUAAAGGAUUUCCUGAUCUUAAAUACACACAUAUAUAAUAAAUUAUCCAGGGUAGGAAAUUAACACUAACCACCUCAACAAAUUCCUGAUAACUUUGGCAGCUAUAUUUGAAAACUCAGCUCAUAAAUUUGGGAACCAGCAUAAAAUUGUAAUUUG
Molecule: messenger RNA, 2778 nt
Organism: Scomber japonicus (chub mackerel)
Lineage: Eukaryota; Metazoa; Chordata; Actinopteri; Scombriformes; Scombridae
Gene: rasgrp4
Product: RAS guanyl releasing protein 4
Exons: 17
Coding region: 80-2221 (713 amino acids)
Biological process (GO): Ras protein signal transduction; positive regulation of GTPase activity
Cellular component (GO): plasma membrane
Molecular function (GO): guanyl-nucleotide exchange factor activity; calcium ion binding
Source: RefSeq, a predicted model, not a curated record